CCUCCCCCUCCGAUCCGACCCAUUUCGUGUCACGCCACCGCCGGCAACAAUGUCGUCGGAGCCGGCGUUCACCACUUCCGCCAUCGUCGCCAGCACCGUGUCCGCCUCGCACGUGGUCAAGAUCGACGGCUACUCGCGCACCAAGGGCCUCGCCACCGGCGUCCACCUCAAGUCCUGCUCCUUCAUCGUCGGCGGCCACUCCUGGAGCCUCGCCUACCUCCCCAACGGGGACUGCGCCGAACGCUCCGAGUACAUCUCCAUGUACCUCGUCCUCAACGGCGUCGCCCCCGGCACUGGCGGCGGCCCCGUGCUCGCGCAGUUCUCGAUUAGCCUGCUCGACCGCGCCGGCAAGCCGGCGCCGACCUACACCAGGACGGGCACGACGACCCCGUACGUCGGCCCCGGCGCGCACUGGGGGUUCCCCGGCUUCAUCCGGCGGGAAGCUCUCGAGAAGUCGAGGCACCUCAACGUCAAGGAGGACUCCUUCUCCGUCCGCUGCGACCUCACCGUCGUCACCGAGUUCCGCGCGGAGGAUGCCGCGUCCAUCGCCGCCGAAGCUGCUUCCGCUCCCCUGUCCGUCCCGGUGCCGCCGCCGGACAUGUGGCGGCACCUGGAACAGCUCCUGCUCAGCCAGAUGGGCGCCGACGUGCGCUUCCGUGUCGACGGGGAGGACUUCGCCGCGCACCGGUGCGUGCUCGCGGCGCGCUCGCCGGUGUUCCAGGCCGAGCUGUUCGGCACGAUGAAGGAGGCCUCUUCCGAGGCGCAGUGCGUGGUGGAGAUCCAUGACAUGAGGGCUGAUGUCUUCAGGAAUCUGCUCUACUUCAUGUACACCGACGCGCUGCCCCUGCCAGUGCCUGAUCAAGAGCCAAGACCCGACCCCGAAGAAGAAGCGCUCAUGGCUCAGCACCUGCUCGUCGCCGCAGACAGGUAUGGCAUGGAGAGGCUCAAGUUCAUCUGUGAGGACGCUCUGUGCAGGCACAUCGACGUGAGCACGGUGGCGACCACGAUGGCGCUCGCUGAGCAGCACCACUGCCAGGGGCUCAAGGAGGCUUGCUUUCAGUUCCUCAGGACUCCCGGGGCACUCAAUACUGUCAUGGCAACUGAUGACUUCGACCAUCUCGCCACCAGCUGCCCAUCCCUCAUAAAGGAGUUGAUUUCUAAGCUUGCUGCCCGUUGAUCUGGGAGAAGAAGAUCAAGGGCAUGCCCAACCAUAUGGAAUUUCAGCAAUGCCGAUCAAGAAGAUGUCUGGUUUAUUUUCUUGAAUAUGUUAGUUCCCUUGCUAAAUAUGUGGAUUAGGCUUAUGAAAGUGAUAGGGGGAGGAUUGCUAGGCCUAGGCUAAAUACUUUCAAAAACUACAGUUUUUGCAAUGUAUGGUAGGCAUGGAAAUUAAUUAGCUGUUGUCAAAGAUACAAUUCGGUGUGUGUGUUCAAGGUCAAACAAUGCAAAUGUUUUAAGGGGCAAGCAGUAUUAGACCUGGCUGUUACAUUGUACUCCAAUCCUCAAAUAAAAGAACACACUGUAUCACAGUUUUUUUU
Messenger RNA from Panicum virgatum (switchgrass), 1535 nucleotides. RefSeq names its product BTB/POZ and MATH domain-containing protein 2-like. The record is from RefSeq and is a predicted model, not a curated record. Gene Ontology annotation, biological process: protein ubiquitination. The transcript has a single exon. Gene Ontology annotation, molecular function: protein binding. Bases 50 to 1177 code for a protein of 375 amino acids. NCBI's taxonomy places the organism in Eukaryota, Viridiplantae, Streptophyta, Magnoliopsida, Poales, Poaceae.